AUGACCCUGACUAAUGUCAAGAGAACUACUUUUGAAAUAGCCCAACUUUUACAUCCCUAUGCUUCACCCAUUGUAUUGACCUCGAAGAAAGAAGGUUCCCUUCGUUUUUGUGUCGAUUACCGAGGUUUAAACACAAUCACUGUUCGAGACGCAUAUCCUAUUCCAAGAAUUGACAGCACUCUUGACUCACUACAACAAGCUAAAUUUGUUUCUACACUCGAUUUAAAAUCCGGCUAUUGGCAAGUGGAGAUGGAUCAAGAAAGCAAACAAAAAACAGCAUUUAUUACUCACAAAGGAUUAUUCGAAUUUAAUUUUAUGCCAUAUGGACUUACAAAUGGUCCAGCUACAUCUCAGCGCCUAAUGGACAUCAUUCUUGCUGGACUCAAAUGGCAGUGCUGUCUAGUUUACAUUGACGAUAUCGUCAUAUUCUCACCCACGUUUGAUCAACAUCUGAUAGAUCUCAAUAACGUUCGUCAUAAAAUUCGAAAAGCAGGAUUAAGUAUAAAAACAUCGAAAUAUCAAUUUUGUCGACAAGAAUUGAAAUAUCUUGGUCACCUCGUUACUUCCGAAGGGAUAAAAUCCGAUCCUUUCUUUGCCCCGGUGAUGCGUAUCCUUCACUUUAAUCAACAAUUUAUCCUCGAACUCGAUGCAUCGGAAUAUGGUUUAGGAGCUGUUCUGGCUCAAGAAUUGGACAGAAAAAAGUCAGUGGUUGCUUAUGCUAGUCGUACGUUAACUCCAGCGGAGAGAAAAUACGUUGCCACCGAAAAGGAAGCAUUAGCAAUUGUAUGGGGAACCAAACACUUUCGCCCCUAUCUGGAAGGCGGAAAAGUGCUCGUUCGAUCGGACUAUAAAGCUCUUCAAUGGUUAAAAUCUGCGAAAGAUCCAACAGGGCGUCUGAUCAGGCCGGCCAUUUGA
This is a messenger RNA of Didymodactylos carnosus, 915 nucleotides long. Lineage: Eukaryota; Metazoa; Rotifera; Eurotatoria; Philodinida; Philodinidae. The record is from the annotation of a GenBank genome assembly.